Sordaria macrospora k-hell is the source of this 939-nucleotide messenger RNA. RefSeq lists its product as uncharacterized. NCBI's taxonomy places the organism in Eukaryota, Fungi, Ascomycota, Sordariomycetes, Sordariales, Sordariaceae. The record is from RefSeq and is a predicted model, not a curated record.
AUGGAACCUGUCCCAGAGACCGAGCGAAUGGAGGAGUUCCGUCCCUCUCCUCUUCCCAGUUUGAGAGUCAACGCACCCGAGUUCGACUACUUGCGCAAGCCGCCCACCCUUCGCCGAUCAACCGACCCCUCUCCAGCAUCCCCCACCUCACCAUCUUGGUCAACUCCCACACUUCCGUAUCGCCCUCGCGCCUCAUCGCCGCUGUCUACGCUUCAUGUCAGGUCGAGGUCAGCAGUAAACCUAGCACCGCCCAUGGCGCGCACCCAGUCUAUGCCCGGCGUAAAUGGAUCCGGCCACCUUCUCUUCUCACCACAUAUCCGACCACAGAGCCCUGCUCAGUCGCCGAGCCGGGUCCGUCCCCUGCGCAAGCCAGUCGACGAAGUUUUCCCUUCUUCGCCAACUCGCAUGUCGGUCCAUGACCACGACAGGCAGCUUUCCGAAAGAAAUAGCUCGCCAAACCUUACUCUGGGGUCAACAUCCACAGCAACUUCGGCGGCCCGACUACGGAGACCCUCUUCGCCUUUGCGACUCGUUCACCAUUCCAGCACCACAUCGUUGCCAUCCAUACCAUCAACCCCUUCUUCAGUCGCAUCGUCGCCUUCUUACCGAGCUUACGACUCGUUUUCCAGCAACUACUACACAUCCUCCAUGCCUUCAACACCCACUUCGAUGAGAUCCAGGAGCCCCAGCAUUUCCAGUCUUGAAACCAUCCCAGACACCCCAGACGCCGAGGAGGCUGCUUUGGAGGCCGAGAGAAUUGCGCAGCUGAAGGCCGCGGCGGAGGCGGCGGAAGGUGGUGGUGAUACCAAGGGCAAAGCGAGUGCGGACUUGCGAGGCAGGACGCUAGGGUUUGGUUCCAGAGACAAGCGCAAGCGAUGGAGUGUCUGCGGUGCUGAGAGGAGGCAGGAUCUCGAUUUGGAGACCAUCUGGGAGGAUUAA